CUGACAGCGAGAGCUCUCCGUGGUGCUGAAGGCAGAAAAACAAGCUCCAGUUACAGUUCAAGCCAAGGGGAUAUCAUACACGGCGAGUGAGAGAGAAACAUAAAAGCAGCAAAAAGAGGCACAAGUGCUGAACUGAAGCCACUCCGCGAGGGGAAACGAUGUGAAGAAGCAGGAAGAAGGGACGAGAGUUCGAAAAGAUGACGUUGUAAUGGAAGGUGGCUACAGUAAGCAGUGGGCGUGUCCUUGUUUUGAUCUAUUGCUGGGAAGCCCGGUGCCAUCUACUUCAGCACAGACUUGACAGCCCAGACCUGUGAGGACCGGCUCAAACGGGUGUACAGGGAAUGUAGUACCUGGAAAACCGCACAUGCUCGACUCUACCUCGCUGUCUCUCUGGAUGAGGAUCAGCUAUGUGGCACACUGUGGGAAAUUUUGUGCAUUUGGACAACCAGAAGGAGGAGGGAGUUGUUUUUUAAAUAGAAUUUGACAGACUGUCCAGGCUGGAAGUGCAGGUGGCGUCUGAGGUGAGAUUUGUGUCAUGCUUGCAGCGGCGGUAGUGGCAUCAACGGGUGCGGUCUAUGGCUCCACGGCGUCUUCCUUCCCUCUCUAAGAUGUGCUGAUAUGUGGAGCAGUAAAGCUGGCACCUGGAUAGGAGUUUGACGUCUUUUUCUGCCCAGGGGGGAGGGAGCGUUGGGCUGGGCAUGCACCGGAUGGCCCGGUUCCCUUCAACUACUAGCCUAAUACUGGGUCACAGAGACUCCUUCUAGCAAUGCAAUUGGACCAUACAAUGGAUGGACGUCUCUGUGGAAUUAACAGUGCACCGGUUCUCCAGCAAAGGUCAGAGUUCACUUGUGUGUGCUGGACCUGUCAGGGGAAGACAAAAAAUAUAUUGGUUCACAAAGGCCCAUUUGGAAACACUUGAAGAAUGAUGAGCUCCAAGGAGGAGGAAACUCUUCGCUUUUUCCAGUAUGUCGAGGAGAAUGGGCUGAGAGCUUACAAUGGCCUAGUGGCUCAGAACCUGGACCAUGCCAGGAAUGAGAAAAACAGGAUGUUCCUGCAGGAGAAAAACGACAAGAAGAGAAAACAGGAGGAAGCCAUAAGAAGGACAGGGGAGGACAUAACAACAGAAGGCAAGCACUUACGGAUGGGCUCCAUCACCAUGCCAGACCCCCAGGAACGCUUGCCCAUGCACCAUCCGCACGCUCUGGCCUGUGGGCAGGGCUUCUCGGUACGCUCGCAGUCCCUUCACUCUGUCGGCGGCGGGAGCAACAGUGGGGGUGGAGAGGAAGAGGUGGGGAGUCCAACAUCUAGGAAGCAGCCCCCACCCAAACCAAGGAGGGAUCCAGCCACCAAGCUCAGUAUGUCGUCUGAAGCAGUGGACCACAGUCCCGUGUCCACCUGUCGUGGAGACAAAUGUGACGCACAAGGAUGCAGUGAGGACUGCAGGAGGGUGCCACCACCCAAACCCAAGAGGAACCCAAACACACAACUCAGCGUUUCCUUUGAUGAGUCCUACAUUAAAAUCCAUGGAGGCGGCGGCGGCACCUGCCCCGCCAGACCACUUCACCACACUGGCUCCCCAUAUGAGCGUAACACCUCUCCGCCGCAGAGCGACGAGAGCCCCACUGACGACUGUGAGGACGAGCCGGUCUAUAUCGAGAUGGGCGGCAUCGAUGUGGGAGCGAGAGAACUCUACAAAAGCGAGGAUGAGGAGCCCGGGGAGUCAGUGUAUGAGGAGAUGAAGUACCCCAUGCUGGAUGAUAUGGAGUACCGUACCGACCCAGUGGGAUGUCGCUCUGCCUGCCCUACUCCAGCACCGUAUGACCCUGAACCUCUUAGUCGAUGCUCCACUCCUAGGAACAUUCCUUUCUGUGACAUUCCUGCACCGUUUCCCAAUUUACUUACCCACAGGCCUCCAUUGUUGGUGUUCCCCCCUGCACCGGCCCAGUGCUCACCCAACUCGGACGAGUCUCCCCUUACCCCUCUAGAUGUUACCAAAUUGCCAAUGAUGGACAACCAAUCAUCCUACAGCAAAUCCCCAACCUCCUCUGCCGAGCCACCUUCCUCUGCACACAUCCGUAGGGAGCUCACGGCCACCCCUACCCUCACCGUCUCCGGGCGCUCCUCCGCACCUCCAUUGCCAUGUACUCUCUACAAAACCUCUUCCUCAUCCUCCUAUCAGCGCAGCCACUCGGCAUGCCCAUCUCCAGUUAGCAUGGGCCGCUGUCUCACCCCAUUGAGCCUCAUGCGGACGCCACCGUUUGACGCUACAACGCCAUUCCCAGGGGGCCUGCCGAGGAGCGCCUCCGCCACCCCUCACGGCAAGGGGUCGCCACCCCAUGACGGUGUGGGGCGACUCCAUGGCUCCAUGCAGAAUGUGUCGACAGGGCGUUCACGGACACCAACGAGCCCGCUGGAUGAGCUAACCAACCUGUUCACCACCGGGAGGAACAUGCUGAAGAAGAACACCAGUGGGAGAAAAUCAAAAGAGCCUGGAGAGACUGAGGCCAAAAGUAAGUCCCACAGUGAGUCCAAGCGUGAAGGAAAAGAGCGCCACAGUCACAGCCACAGCAAGGAAUCCAAGCGAGAGUCCAAGGAGCGCCACAACAAAGAGUCGUCUCACCGCCGAGACAGAGACAGAGACAAAGACAGAUCCAGCAAUGUGGAAUCACUGUCUCACAGGCGUAACAGCAAAGACCGGAGUGGCAUAGACGCACCACCUGUUCGCAGGGACAGCAGGGACCAAGGCUACAGCAGCGUCGAGCCCAUCCCUACGAGAUGGGAUUCCAAAGAGCGCAGCUGUAGCUCUGUUGAACCCAUCCCGUUGAUACGAAGAGACUCAAAAGAAAGAGCAAUCAGCAAUGGAGACCUGAUGCCUAGACGAGACAGCAAGGACCGGGGUGGCGGACACGGAAUGGAGAGUUUGCUGAAACAGGACAGCAAAGACAGACUGCUGGAUCAGCCACCCGAGCUAUUACCAAGACAGGACAGCAAAGAUGGCGCUAGGAAUGGUGUAGACUGCAGAUAUGAAAGCAGAGAGAGACUGCUGGAUCAGCCGCCGGAGCUCUUACCCCGACAGGAUAGCAAAGAGCGAGUCAGGAACGGGGUAGACUCAAAGCAUGAAAGCAGAGAUAAGCCGCCUGAGCUCCUACCCAGGCAGGAGAGCAAAGACAGGGCUCGAACUGGUGCAGAAAACAGGCACGAUAGCAAAGACUAUCGACCUGAUUUGUUACCCCGACAGGACAGCAAGGAGAGGGCAAGGAAUGACGUGGAACACAGACAUGAGGGCAGAAUAGACCAGCCGCCUGAGAUCCUUCCCCGACAAGAAACAUCCAGGAGCAGCAAAGACAGGGCGGGAUACAACUCAGAAUCCAAGCACGAGGGGAGAGAUAGGAGCACCCACAAUGGAGGAGACCUCCCUCCGCCUCUUCUGCCCAGCCAGAACAGUAAAGAUCUGAGCCGAACUGGCCUUGAAGUGAGACGAGACAGCAAAGACAGAAGUCUCAAUGGCUCAGAUCAUCACAACCAGUAUGACGGGAAAAUCACCAAGAGCCCUACGGCCAUGGAGUACAGGUACAGACCGGACGGAACGCCACGACGAGAAAACAGAGCCAAUCACAGCAUAGACAUGUCGAAAGCACAAGAGAGGAACGGGAACACAGUGUCGGGCCAGCAUUCAUCCACCACGACACCUACUCACAACAGUAAAUCGACUGGUAGCCCCCCAGUGACUGCAGGUACUGGAAAUGAUAUGAAAGCAACACCUAAAUACGCUCGCUCACCUUCCAUGCCUGCUAACCCUUCACCGAUGGGGACGCCACAAAGGAGAGCAGCAGACACUCACCAGAGCCAGAUGCCCCAGAUGCCGUGGAUAUGUGGCGACAACACCAUGCUGGAGCAGAUCGAGAGGAAACGCACGCUCUGCAAAGAAAUCCGCUCCAGACAACAUCCGCACCUGCAGCGAUAUCUGGAGAAGCCUCCUGCAGACAGGAGCGAGGACAGGCACCACGAGCGGAGUCAAUGCAAGCAAGAGAGCGCGUCGGGCCUCCCAGCUUGUGGGAAGAGCAGCGGGGCUAAAAAGAUCCGUCCUCCCCCGUACCCUACACAGACAACUGUCUUCUGGGACACUGCCAUCUGACCGCAUCUGCCACAAAAAAAAGUUGUUCAGAGUUAAGACCCUCCCUCUCCACGUGGAGACGCCAAUUAGAGCACCAGAGGGAUGAUGCUCGCUGAUGUCAAAGGACAAUGGUGUUACCAUAGCAAUAUCUCUGCUUGUUCAGGUUGUCAUGUUUUCUUAUCAUCGCUGGUAUGAUAUUUGAUAUUUUUCUAUUUCUUGUGGCUGGGUUCUUGUAAUAUAACCAGUAGAAUAGAUAUUUGAUGAAUAGAUAUUUUCUAAAUCAGAUUAAAAGGGGAUUAAAAAGCAUCCUAAAUUAUGUAUAGUAGAUGUAGAUGCAAUCUAAUGUUUGUUUUAUAUGAUUUUAUCUUAUGUUGUUAUUGCUUACUUUGAGCUGAAAGCAUAAUCUAUGAAUACUGGUACCGCUGUAGCAUAAUUUUCUUAUGCCCAAAUCAUUUUUGGUGUGUCUGCUUAAUGACACUAAAAUGAAUGGACUGCAUCUGUUUUCCAUUUUUACUGUUGUAUUGUAAGUUUAGGAGUGGCGUCAACAUUAGGGAUGGGUUUAAUAGUCAUUGAAGAAGAAAUAACUACAGUAGUUAAUCCACAAAUUGAGGCAUAAUCGAGAGCACUACUCGGCUGCAACCAGCAGAGGCGCUGUUGAUUCAGUCUCCACUAGUCUGCUGUUUAAAGAAGUAAAACAUGACCAUUAGAGGAUGCAGAACACUUCCGGGCAGCAUUGAAAUAGGAGUUGAGAACAUCCAGAGAAAGAUUAUCUUAAUUAGGGAUGCAUGAUAUUUUUUUUUCAAGCUGAUACCAAUAACUCCAUGUUUCUCAAGAUGGAUACAGAUAACCAAUAACUAUUAUUUUUUUAUUUCAAUGUAACUAUUUUGUGCACACCUGGAUGUAAGAACAACUCAAACAAAAGUCGGAUUUGACAAACUGUACCUGUAGAUUUGUCCUUAUCAAAUAUCAUGACAUCACUACUAAAACAAAAAAAUAGCAGCGGCUCGAAAGUGCAAACCAUGGCUCGAAGUGGUUUCUCGGUCGACGCCGGGCGGUGUCUUCGAUGGAGGAUGCCGCAGCGAUGGGAGCGGGCUCCGGGCCUUUGUUUGCGGCUGGUUUUAGAGCAGUUUCUCUGGUGGCACGGCCAUCUUCGUGGGCUUUCGAGGCGCUGUUGUGGCGAUGCUGGUGUUUUCGGCUGGCUGGUGGGGUUUGGUGUGCUGAGGGUCGAUGUUUUUGUCUCUCGUUUCAAAGUGUUUGGUGUGACUAAUGUGCGGCGUGUCUGAGCUGGUGAGGAGGUCCCACAUGAUCGACGCCAUGUUUGUUUACAAGUCACACGUAGGAGAAAAAAAGCGCUCGAUUCGCUCACCCUGCAGCACGGUACGGGUAAUCUUGCCUCAUUGGAUCGUCUUCAAAAUUAUCGGUCAUCUGAGCUAUUUUUUUAAUGUUAUCAAAUUUAUCGGUAUGACGUCGUAAUUCCUCAUAUCGGGCUGAUAAUUGUCAGUUCAGUAUUUAUCAUGCGCCCCUAAUCUUAAUUAAUGGAUGAAUUGAUAUUUCCCUUAAUGCCCAUCCCUAAUCGACAGGCUUUAGAUUUCUAUCCAGCAGGAAUCCUUGUGCGCUUCAGUUUGUGUGUUACGGUAACACGUCACGUUGUGAAAGCCUUUUAAAAAUGAAAUCUGGAGUGUACUAAGGGGGGGCAGAGAAAGUGUAGUAUGUUUCUGUUGUAUUUUUUCACACCGAUGCGGGUGUGUCAGGUGAGCGGUAGCAAAUUAGAAUAUUUACAUUAUUAACAGUAGAAUUUCCAAAACCAGCCAAAGCCUGUUAAAAACUGUGUGGUUGCACUUUGGGUGUUUGGUUCUUUGAAAACAUGGGGUUGGUGGCAAUAGCUGGUUGAUUGAUUGCCAGCGCCUUUGCUUUGCCAUGCACACUGCGAGCACGAGGAGACAGUGAAAAUACUUGAUACCCACAACCAGCCUGUACAAUCAACACCCGAGCUUUUAGGGCAUUCCUUGAUUUUUCUGCAGAUUAUACAAGUAAUAGCCAUAUGCACUUGCUUCAUAAGAAAUACCUUUCAAGAUUAUGCUUAUAUACAGUAUAUAUUUUUUGAAACCAGUAGCGAGCUUUGCCAUGUCAAGUUUUAUUUGGCGGGGAGGUUAAAAAACAAAAAGCUUCAUUCAGGAUUGGCUGUGUGUGGUACAUCAUGAAGUCCCCCGAUAACUGGACUGUGAACAAAGAUCACAUAGGACCUAUAUCAUGGCAACACCUCAAACUAAUAGAUAAAAAGGACAGGGGUCUCUGAAUCUUUUGGAGGUUUUGUAAAUAAAGCUGCACUACCCAUCAUGUUCCAUCACAUCUAAUCAGGCUGGUAACAAUGCCCCCCACCCCAUCCCCUCUACCUCAACCUGCAGACAUAAUCUCAAUUGGUCCCCUUUUGCACAUGAAAAUGCAAUGUCCACAUUGCCAAAUAGUAUGGGUUUGACAGAUGAGCUACAGCCCUCAGAGUGCAAGUGCAGUAACCCCCUCCUCUGGUGAGAAUCAAUGCUACUGUGUUGUACGUGUGUGUGUGCGCGUGCGUGCGUGUGCGUGUGUGUGUGUGUGUGAGAGUGAGGGAGAGAGCUCGUGUUUGUGUGUGCCUAGCUACAAUGUAUGCAAGUUGAAUCUUCUUAAAAAAUGAUUGUUUUAAGAUGUUCACUUUGCCCAAAAGUCCCCAUUAUAUUAUGGGGAGGGUGUGGGUGGAGUUUGGAAAUGUAAUAAUGAUGAUGAUGUACAAUCUUUUUUGUGUGUAUAAACGUGCACUGUGAAAAGGUAGAGAGAGCACCGCACUGUCAGAGUCCUCUGUCUUAUUGCACUGAGUGUUCUCUUGUUUUUGCGUAUUUAAAAAAGAGAAAAAACAUGUUUGAGCAAAAAAAGUACUGUAUUCUGAUUGUCACUUGGGUUUGUUAAGAGAACUAAAUAAAUAUGAACUUGAAACCUGA
Dunckerocampus dactyliophorus (ringed pipefish) is the source of this 7086-nucleotide messenger RNA. It is a transcript of the gene nyap2b, whose product is annotated as neuronal tyrosine-phosphorylated phosphoinositide-3-kinase adaptor 2b. Bases 923 to 4135 code for a protein of 1070 amino acids. The record is from RefSeq and is a predicted model, not a curated record. The transcript is spliced from 7 exons. Gene Ontology annotation, biological process: neuron projection morphogenesis; phosphatidylinositol 3-kinase/protein kinase B signal transduction. NCBI's taxonomy places the organism in Eukaryota, Metazoa, Chordata, Actinopteri, Syngnathiformes, Syngnathidae.